Molecule: messenger RNA, 1707 nt
Organism: Aegilops tauschii subsp. strangulata
Lineage: Eukaryota; Viridiplantae; Streptophyta; Magnoliopsida; Poales; Poaceae
Product: methionine aminopeptidase 1B, chloroplastic
Biological process (GO): proteolysis
Cellular component (GO): chloroplast
Molecular function (GO): metalloaminopeptidase activity
Source: RefSeq, a predicted model, not a curated record
CGUCAGUCAUUAAAGCGCAUAGCGGAAACCUCCCAGUCCCGGCGGCGUCUCAUCCUCAACGCACAUCCCCUCUCUCCGCUGCACUCCUCCUCCUCCGUUGUACCCGCCGGUCUCCUCUUCCUCGAACACGGCCGCCGGCCCCGUUUCCUCGACCACGACGCCUCCACCGACGCCGUGCGAAUCCCCAUCGCCAUGUCACCUGGAGCGUCAUGUUCCGGCGUUCCGGUACCACUCCGCCCGGCCGGAACCCACACAUUCCUCCUGCCGGCGGCUCCCCCAUUCGUCUCAAAGUGCACCAUCAAUCGAAGAGAUCCUCGGACGGCCUCUUCUUGUUUUGGUAAAGCAAUGACGCCAAAGCGCUGCUUUGUCGUGGCCGGCGGACUUACUUGGGUUGAUGGGGUUGAAGAAGAGCUCAUGGAGCUACAAAAGACACAAGAGCAAAGUUCAGGGAAGUUAAAGAAGAGGCCGCCUUUGAGGCGUGGAAAGGUCUAUCCCAAACUUCCUGUACCAGAACACAUUCCAAGACCUUCUUAUGUGGGUGCAAACAUACCACAAGAACUACCCGCAGUUCGCCAAAUACACAAUGCCGAUGGCAUCGCUGGGAUGAGAGCUGCUUGCAAACUUGCAGCCCGUUUACUAGACUUCGCGGGAACAUUGGUUAAGCCAUCAGUUACUACAAAUGAAAUCGACAGGGCGGUGCAUCAUAUGAUAGUUGAGGCGGGUGCUUAUCCUUCUCCACUUGGCUAUGGUGGAUUUCCUAAAAGUAUCUGCACAUCAGUAAAUGAGUGUGUCUGCCAUGGACUACCUGAUUCAACACAGCUGCAGAAUGGAGACAUCAUAAAUAUUGAUGUAAAUGUGUUCCUAAAUGGGUACCAUGGUGGAACUUCCAGAACAUUUGUAUGCGGAGAAGCGGAUGAAUCUAUCAAGCAUUUCCUAAAGGCAGCUGAAGAAUGCUUGGAGAAGGGUAUUUCUGUCUGCAGGGACGGUGUAAACUACAGAAAAAUUGGCAAGAAGAUAAGCAAGCUUGCUUAUUUCUAUGGCUAUCAUGUGGUGGAGCGCUUUGUUGGACAUGGAAUUGGAACUAUGUUGCAUUCUGAGCCACUUAUCCUCCAUCAUGCAAAUGAAAACUCUGGUCGAAUGGUUGAAGGACAAACAUUCACAAUUGAACCUAUACUUAUAAUGGACAAAGCAGAGUGUGUUACAUGGGAAAAUGGAUGGACUACUGUCACUGACGAUGGCAGCUGGGCAGCACAGUUUGAGCACACUGUAUUGGUCACUAGGACGGGCGUAGAGAUAUUGACAAAACAUUGAUUACAUCCCUUGCUAUUGUAGUAAGAAGUUGUUGAGCCAUCUACUUUCAGAACGAGGUGGUUCAUAAAGCAGCCCCAGCAGCCAGCCAAGCACCCGAAUCUCCACGACAACAACUUGUAUCCACAUGUGGGAAGCCUCCCUUUUAUGUAGCAACCGGCCAGGGGAUAAAUGUGGGGACAUGCUAUUGCAUUGCUUGUGAUCCCGUUGUCGGGAGACGAGGUCGUGCCUCGACAAUUCACCACGGAUGUAGUUUCUAGAAGAAUCCCCAGAUGUGUAUAUGUGGUAGUUUGGUUUGUUGGAAGUAGUAGAUGCGGCAUGGAUUUAGAAACGACAUGGAAGAUUUCUUCAAGUUGCAUGUCUGUCCCUGGUUUAAUCAAAAGAACCAUUUCUAGUUUA